AUGAGAUACCUCUUUGCUCUUUUACCCUUCAUAAGCGGUGCUCUGGCUAGUCCGCUCCCUGGUGAAGAUACCUCUGCCCAACCUUCAUGGGGUUUCGAAAUUGUCACUACCACUGUCCCCGGCUCUGUCGGUACUGUGAUUGCGACCCGCACACGAUGGGUAUCGGCCGAAGAAGCUAGCCCAACGAAUGAAGGUACGACUGCUACUGCUACUUCGGUGGUGACCAGCUACUCGCGGCAAUCUCAGAGUACUUGGGCUACUACUCCUCCAUCAUCAGAAUCGGAAAGUGAGGUAACAAAGGCAUCGACGACAGCGAAAUCUACUAGUACAACCACGAGUGACGAGCCAAAACCGACGGAGGACAAAUCAAGCUCUACCGAAAGCGAACAACCUGAGGCUACUGAAUUCGCACCUCCCGCUAACGACAAGAAGAAUAGUGCCAAAGUGGAACAGGCUGCCAAAGAUGUACAGGAAGCUGGAGUGUUCGCUUUGUUCGAGAGCAAUGCACCUAUCAAGUUCGGAGUAGGACCGGAAGAAGAGAAAGAUAUCAAAGAUCAUUUCAAAUGGAUCCUUCUAGAUGAGAAAGUUUCAGAUAAGGAAUAUCAUUUUACCAGCACUCAUAUUGAUGAAACUCAAAGUAGCGACUAUGAAGUGACAUGCACUUUGAAACUUCACCCUGCGCCAGCUGGUAGAUAUGCUUAUCUUCAUGCGCUCGGGUAUAACCCUUGGUACAACUACGGAGAUAGCGAUUGCAUCAUGGAGAUCAAAUGCGAUGAUUGGGAGAGAGAUAAGGCGGAUGGAUGUACGGCCCAGCCAGACUAG
Kwoniella mangroviensis CBS 8507 is the source of this 822-nucleotide messenger RNA. RefSeq lists its product as uncharacterized. The transcript has 4 exons. NCBI's taxonomy places the organism in Eukaryota, Fungi, Basidiomycota, Tremellomycetes, Tremellales, Cryptococcaceae. The record is from RefSeq and is a predicted model, not a curated record. Bases 1 to 822 code for a protein of 273 amino acids.